CGUGCGCCUCUGUGACUCCCCUCUUAACCACCCCACUCCGAAGCGGGCGACGACACUGCUGUAAUGUGGCAACCUGUGCUCGUGUAUUUCCUGCUGUGUGUCGGGCCCUCGCAUCAACAGUUCCCCCGGCCGUGUGCCACCCGGGAGGCCCUGCUGGCCAAGGAGUGCUGCCCGGCGUGGGAGGGAGACGGUUCUCCCUGCGGAGCCGGCUCGGGUCGGGGCUCCUGCGAGGACGUGCGGGUCCCGGAGCAGCCCGACGGGCCGCAGUACCCCUUCGCCGGGUUGGACGACAGGGAGAAAUGGCCCCUGGUUUUCUACAACCGGACUUGCCGGUGCGCGGGUAACUUCAUGGGUUUCAGCUGCGCCGACUGUGCGUUCGGUUACUUCGGGGUGAACUGCAACGAGAGGAGAGAGUCUCUCAGGAGGAACAUAUUUCACCUCUCCAGGGCCGAGAGGCUCAGGCUCGUGUCUUACCUGAACCUGGCCAAGCAGACCAUCAGCAGGGACUACGUCGUGGCCACCGGGACCUACCAGGAGAUGGAGAACGGCUCCAACCCGAUCUUCGCCAACGUGUCCUCGUACGAUGUGUUCGUGUGGAUGCAUUACUACGUGUCACGGAACGCGCUGCUGGGCGGCCCCGGGAACGUGUGGACCGAUGUGGACUUUGCGCACUGGGCGCCCGCGUUCCUCCCGUGGCACCGCUUGUACCUGCUGCACUGGGAGCACGAGAUCCGGAAGCUGACCGGAGACAAUGGCUUCAGCAUCCCGUACUGGGACUGGAGGGACGCCCAGGGGUGUGACGUGUGCACCGACGAGCUGAUGGGGGACCGGAGCCCCCGGGAUCCCAGUCUCCUGAGCCCAGGCUCCGUCUUCUCUUCUUGGACGGUGCUGUGCUCCCGGGCGACCGAUUACAGUGACAGAGGUGUGUUGUGUGAUGCUCGGGGAGAAGGCCCGCUGCGCCGUAACCCUGGAAACCACAACCGCAAUGUGGUUGAGCGAUUGCCGACUUCUGCAGAGGUGGAGUUCACUCUCAGUUUGCCCGACUAUGACACCGGAGCCAUGGACCGCGGGGCCAACAUGAGCUUCAGGAACACUCUGGAAGGAUUCGGGGAUCCUCGGACUGGGUUAGGAAACAGUCCCCGGAUGGGCAUGCAUGCCGCCCUUCAUGUGUUCAUGAACGGAUCCAUGUCCUCGGUGCAGGGCUCAGCGAACGACCCCAUAUUCCUUCUGCACCACGCUUUUGUUGACAGCAUCUAUGAGCAGUGGCUCAGGAGGCACAGACCGUCUCCGGCCCAGUACCCAGACUCUGAUGCUCCUAUAGGGCACAACAGUGAAUACCACAUGGUGCCCUUCCUGCCCCUGCAUAGAAACAGGGAAUUCUUCAUCUCCAGCAAGGAAUUAGGAUAUGAAUAUUCAUACCUGCUAGAUGCGAACCAGAGGCUGGCAGAAUCCAUGCGUCCCUACCUGGAGGAACUGCGGGAUGUGUGGCCCUGGCUCCUGCUGGCGGGGCUCUGCGGAGGAAUGGCAGCGGUGACCCUAGCUGCCGCCGUCCUCAGUGCGAGACGGAGAUGCGGAGCGUCGGAGUGGUUGCGCGUGACCAAGUGGAAACACUUAUUUGCCCUCCCGGAGAGACAGCCACUUAUCUGCAGUGACUCAGAGGAAACCAAGCAGCGUAACUACCAGACGACUCUGUGAAGGUUCUGUGUAGGGACACACUCAUCUAGGAAUGUUUUCCUAGUUUUCAUUUUUAACAAGCACUGUGAAUUAUACCACAUACUUAUUAACUCAUUGUGAUGAUGUCUAUGUAAUAUUUGUUAUUGUCAAGGUAUUUCAACUGUAUCAAAAGUAAAAAACUGUUUA
Molecule: messenger RNA, 1860 nt
Organism: Pungitius pungitius (ninespine stickleback)
Lineage: Eukaryota; Metazoa; Chordata; Actinopteri; Perciformes; Gasterosteidae
Product: tyrosinase-like
Exons: 5
Coding region: 64-1695 (543 amino acids)
Biological process (GO): melanin biosynthetic process; pigmentation
Molecular function (GO): tyrosinase activity
Source: RefSeq, a predicted model, not a curated record